This is a messenger RNA of Vigna unguiculata (cowpea), 1445 nucleotides long. RefSeq lists its product as uncharacterized. The record is from RefSeq and is a predicted model, not a curated record. Lineage: Eukaryota; Viridiplantae; Streptophyta; Magnoliopsida; Fabales; Fabaceae.
GAUUGAAUUCUAAGGAAAUACAUCAGAAAGAUCAGAGAGAAAAAUGUAUGUAACAAGACCAGUUUCUCUGUACACGAGGAACCCUGAGGCUCUUUCAGAUCCUCCAUUGGGACCAAAUUCAGGUUAUCUUGUAAUAUGGGAUCAACCCUCAUCUUACACUUGUUUGGGAUUAUGUGAAGACCCAGAAAUCAAGAAUCUUCCUUUUCCUCAGAACAAGAACUUAAUCAUCACAGACACAUACACCAGCCAUGCAGCUCAACAAAAUCACCCUCCCAACCAAACCAUCACAUACUGGGACAAGGUCUUGUUCAUCCCAGUAUUGAAUCAGCCACUAUCUUCAAACCGCUACUACGCCAUAAGAAGGGACGGGAAUUAUCAAGGUGAAGCAAGCACAAGUUCAAAGGAAGGAGAAAAAGCCACUUGUUUCUGUUUCCGCUUUGUCAAAGAUGUUGAACCAAGACCUUUGGUUCCCUCUGAUGAUUAUCAGAAGGUUGAAAUAAGCAAUAAGCAUAAUGGUUUUCAUGCAAAGUGUGUUGCCCCAGAUGGGAUUCCUCCAGACUUCUUGAGGAGUAAAGGUUGGCGUGUAAAGGCUAGCAGUCCCCGCAAUUACCAUUUGGAAGAAGCUUUAGGCUCCAAUGACUCUUUACGUUCAAAGCUUCCAGAUUUUAACUUCCCCUUGUGUAAUGAUAGUUCUGAAGCAGUGGUAGUUGGAAAGUGGUACUGCCCUUUUAUGUUUUUGAAGGAAAGAAUGAGAUUAAAGGAGCAGAUGGAAAGGUCCAUGUUCUAUGAGGUCACACUAGAGCAAAGAUGGGAAAAAAUAUUUUCAAAGAAAAUUGCAAGCAGUGAAGACAGUGUGCUUGUUGAUGUUGUUAUUCAGACAGAAGUUGUGAAGGUUGAAGGAAGGGAUGCUGUUUGGGAUGAGAGUGGGGUGGUUGAGAAGGUGUUGUGGUUUAAGAGUGUUGAUGAAGUCGGAAGAGAGAUGAGUGUUGGACUGAGUUUGGAAGUGGUGGAAAGAAUGAAAUGGGAGCAGAAAAGAGUUGGGUGGAAAGCAAGUAGUGGAAGGCAAGAGAGUGUGAUGAGAGUUGAGGAGUUUAGAGGAAUGAACAAGUGGGAGAAAUUCGGUUGCUAUAUGCUGGUAGAGAGUUUUGUUUUUAAGAGAAUGGAUGGAACUUUGGUGCUGACUUAUGAUUUCAGGCAUCCACAUCAAAUUAUGUGCAAAUGGGAAUGAGAGUUAUUACAAUCUAGUUAAUAUAUGCUUUGUUUGCCUUAUAUGUGUGCUUUGUAAACGCAAGAACAGUAGUUGUUAUAUCGAUACUUUGUGUGUAAUUUUACUUUUAAAAGCGAGUUUGGCCCUUUCAGUUAGGACAUAUAGCAGAAUGUAAGUUUUAUUUAGUAUGUAUAUGAAUACAUUGCUCCCGUGUAAAGUUAGCUUAAUUAUGAAUGAA